CAUUCUGCCGGAAACGGACAAGAUUAUUUAGCUCUUCGUAAUAUACAGAAUUCGAACGCGAUGAAGGAACCUGAAGUGGAUCCGAAGAAUAUUAUAAAAAGCAGAGAAUUGCUUUACAGGCUUAUGAUCAGUCAAUUAUUUUAUGACGGACAUCAGACAUUGGCUGUUCAAUUGUCAAAUAUAAUUCAAGCAGAACCACCAUGUCCUCCGUCCGAUCGUUUGCUCCAUUUAAUGUUAAUUGGAUUAGCUCAUGAACCCGAUCGUUCUAAAAAAGAUACAAGUAACUUAUCUUCAUUUCCUUCGACAUUUGACAAUACUUUGGGACCUGGGUUAGAUUUAGAAUUCGAGACAGAAGCUCAGACCCAAGCUCCAGAACCAGCUCAAUAUGAAACUGCCUAUGUUACUUCUCAUAAAGGAAACUGUAGAGCAGGAGCAUUUUCUGCGGAUGGUCAAUUAAUAGCAACUGGAUCAGUCGAUGCAUCGAUUAAGAUUUUGGAUGUUGAUAGAAUGUUGGCAAAGUCUGCACCAGAUGAAAUGGCACCUGGAGAUCAGACAGGUGGUCAUCCAGUUAUAAGAACAUUGUAUGAUCAUUUAGAAGAAGUGACAUGCCUGGAGUUUCAUCCAAGAGAACCUAUUCUUGUAUCUGGUAGCAGGGAUUUUUCUAUUAAGCUAUUUGAUUUUAGCAAGGCCAGUGUGAAAAAGGCAUUCAGGACUAUUACAGACGCAGAUCAGAUACGAUGUUUAUCUUUUCAUCCAACUGGUGAUUUUUUAGUUGUUGGAACUAAUCAUUCGGUCGUGAGGCUAUACGAUGUUAAUACAGCACAGUGUUCUGUCUGUAGCAUACCGAGCCAUCAACACACUGCUGGAAUAACUAGUAUUAAAUACUCUCCAGAUGCAAAAACUUACGCAUCGGCUGGUAAAGAUGGAAGUAUCAAAUUGUGGGACGGUGUAUCGAAUCGUUGUAUAAAUACUUUUGUUAAGGCGCACGACGGUUACGAAGUAUGUUCUGUAACGUUCACGAGAAAUGGAAAGUACUUGUUAUCAUCGGGAAAAGAUUCUUUAAUAAAAUUAUGGGAAUUAUCUACUAGCAGAUGUUUAAUAGCAUAUACAGGUGCUGGAACCACAGGCAAACAAGAACAUAAAGCACAAGCUAUUUUUAAUCAUACCGAAGAUUAUGUAAUGUUUCCCGACGAAGCUACAACGUCGUUAUGUGCUUGGAAUUCUCGAAACGCGUCCAGGAAACAAUUAUUGUCGUUGGGACACAAUGGUCCAGUAAGAUUGAUAAUUCAUUCCCCGACUGCUCCAGCAUUCUUGACGUGCAGUGAUGAUUUUAGAGCAAGAUUUUGGUUUAGAAGAAUGCCGACUCAUUAGAUUGGCAUUGAGGUUUAGAGGACAGAUAUUUGUUUCAAAGUUAAUAAUUUCACGAUUGAUAUUAUGUGUGGAUUUACGUACGAUUAUCGAACAAGAAAAUUAGAAAAAGCAGACGUAUAAUGAUGUGUGAACAAUUGUACAAAAAAUUGUCGUAUAACAUCUUUUUCAAUGGUCGCAUAUUUAACUACUGCGC
Colletes gigas is the source of this 1564-nucleotide messenger RNA. It is a transcript of the gene CstF50, whose product is annotated as cleavage stimulation factor subunit 1. Gene Ontology annotation, cellular component: mRNA cleavage stimulating factor complex. Gene Ontology annotation, biological process: mRNA 3'-end processing. The transcript has 4 exons. The record is from RefSeq and is a predicted model, not a curated record. Gene Ontology annotation, molecular function: RNA binding; protein binding. Lineage: Eukaryota; Metazoa; Arthropoda; Insecta; Hymenoptera; Colletidae. Bases 61 to 1371 code for a protein of 436 amino acids.